AUGAGCAGAUAUCCAUAAGUCUUUUUAGAUUUUCAAAUAGGUACUUAAGCAGCAGGGAGAGUUAUCUUUGAAUUGUUCAAUGAUGUGACACCAAAGACAGCUGAAAACUUCAGAGGACUCUGUACUGGCGAAUAUGGUAAUGUGGGUAUGGCAAAAAAAACUAAAAAAUUACAUUAUUUGAAUACAAACGUGUUUAGGAUAGCAGACAACAUGUUGAUUCAAGGAGGAGACAUUAUAAACAAUGAUGGAACUGGGGGUGCUUCAAUAUAUAGUUAAACAUUCGUAGACGAGAAUUUUUCAAGAAGACAUGCCUGUGCAGGUUUGUUGUCUAUGGCAAACAGAGGAAGGAAUACAAAUAAUUCUCAGUUUUUCAUUACUCUAAAGCCAUGUCCCCAUUUGGAUGGAAAACAUGUGGUAUUUGGAUAGGUGAUUGACGGCAUAGAAGUAAUCAAAAGAGUAGGUCAGGUGCCAGUUGAUAUGUAGGAUAGACCAAGAAUUCCAGUUAUUAUAAUUAAUUGCGGUGAGGUCUCAGAAUCUAAAAAUUGGUUGAUUUGUGAUCCUUUUAAAAAGGAGAUUAUGGAUGAAAUUCAUAGAGAUAGAUUAAAGGCAUUAUAUGGAUAAGAAUAUCUGGAUGAGUUGGAUAAGGAGGAAGAAUAAAAACUAUAGGCCUUGAAUCCUGAAAAGUUUAAGUAAUAAAGUCUAGAAAAUGAGGAGGAAAGCAAUAAGUAAUUGUUGGUCGAAUAGUUACUAUAGAAAACAACAGAAGACUAGGAAUAAGAAGAUGAUUCAUAAGAAAAUUUGGACUAAUUUGAAGGCAAAAAAUUUAUGACGUAGAAGCAUAAAGAUAGGUAUUUUGAAUUAAAAAAGAAAAUCCAACAAUCUAAAGUAUUAAAUGACAAGGCAGUUUUGAAUGAGGAAAGGUAAAAUACUGAUGCUUAAUAUGAUAAAAAUCUAAGAAAAGGAAAAUAUCUUUAGAAAAAGGAGGCGGAAAAAUAAGAACUUCAAUUCAAAUAAAUAGAUGAGGACAAGGAUUACUUGAAUAGAAUGACAGUUAAACAUGAUGAGGAAUAAGAGAAAAAAAAGGAGUAUUUCGGGUGGGAUGUAUUUAAUGAGGAUGCUGUGUAUAAUGCUUAUAAAAAAAGAUGCACCACUUUGGCCAAGAAUGAAGGAAAGUAUAAGCAAUAAAUGGAAAGCAAUUAGGAAUUUGUGCCUACGAAUGAAGCUUUGGAGAGACUGAGUUCUGAUAUCACAAAAUAAUAGGAUAGGAGAAAAGAGUUCUCAAGGAGAAGAAGAUUCAAUGAAGAUCAACCAGUGACUUACAUCAAUGAGAGAAAUAGGAUCUUCAAUAAGAAGUUAGAGAGAUUCUUUGGAGAUUAUGCUGCAGACAUCAAAGCUAAUUUAGAAAGAGGAACUGCAUCUUGA
Paramecium tetraurelia is the source of this 1422-nucleotide messenger RNA. RefSeq lists its product as uncharacterized. Gene Ontology annotation, cellular component: intracellular membrane-bounded organelle. Gene Ontology annotation, biological process: protein peptidyl-prolyl isomerization. The transcript has 3 exons. Gene Ontology annotation, molecular function: peptidyl-prolyl cis-trans isomerase activity. Lineage: Eukaryota; Ciliophora; Oligohymenophorea; Peniculida; Parameciidae. The record is from RefSeq and is a predicted model, not a curated record.